This is a messenger RNA of Hydractinia symbiolongicarpus, 1686 nucleotides long. RefSeq lists its product as uncharacterized. Bases 1 to 1461 code for a protein of 486 amino acids. NCBI's taxonomy places the organism in Eukaryota, Metazoa, Cnidaria, Hydrozoa, Anthoathecata, Hydractiniidae. The record is from RefSeq and is a predicted model, not a curated record. The transcript has 2 exons.
AUGGCAAAGAAACAUAUGAAAAAUCUGUCUUUCAAGGGCAAAUGGUACAAUACAUGGAGAGAGAUGAUGAAUGUAGUUAUGAUGCAAAUGAAACACCUAAGAAAAUCGCAUACAACACAAUUAUGGAGGCCAUAUCUACUUUUGGGGAAUGCACAAGAGAGAACAUAUACCAGGAUCAAAAACGGUAUAUAUAGACGGCGAGAUAGGACAGAUGUUUCUUUUUUAAUGAUGAAGUAUUACGAAGUGUUGGAUUAUGGAGUCCUGAUGGAUAUGAAGGAGGAAUCAGAAAUAUCCUCUACCUACAAAGAAAGGUUUCAAGAAGGCAUGGCCUUUUUAGAGAACCAAAAAUUUCCUUAUUUUUUAUAUGGAACAGUGGCUUGGGAAAGGGACCGCAAAUGUAAACUUCCUGACAUAUAUCUGUCAUUUUUAAAAAACAAAAGUUCUGAACAUGACUGCUGCACAUGUUUUAAUGAUAGUGUUAGCUGUUUUCAUGAAUGCUGUAUAGUCAAAUUGAAAUUGUUUGCAGCAGCAUUAAAAAUGAAAGUUAAGUCUUCCACUCAUGUACCUAUUUCACACCAUGAAAAAAUUGCACCACAUAACCAAGCAAAACCGACUCAAUCAUCUACACCAGGAAAUACCAAGAACAUAGAUAAAAAAUUAUCACAAACUACAUCAUUCAAAACAGCAAAAUCAUCUACAUUACCAACUCAUUUAGAACAUCAUAAGAUUGAUUUAUUACAAAAAUACAAUACCAAUGUUAACUGUAAAAUAGCCAUAAAUAAGAUAUUUCAGAUUGUUGAGAAUCAAAUGAAAUUAAAACCACCAUACACCAAUCCAUUUAUCAGUAAUAUGAACUACUUAACUUCAGUAAUUGGUAAAAACAGUAAAUGUAGUACCACAAUGUUGAGAGCAUCUAUUAAUGGAGAAAAUAUCAACAUACACUGUCAAGAGGGGGAAAGUUUCAAUGCCUUAUGUGCCCUUAACAAUGUUGUAUCAGAUCUACAAGGCAUUGAAGAAUUACCAUUUUCCUCUGACAAUUUUUAUCAUGUUGUCGACGAACUUUGGCUUUUAAAAGCAGGAGCGUUGGAAACUGAUUUUGUAAAUGAAAUAGUUCCAGGCAACAGGUCUCCAUCAGGUGGUUAUGAUCAUCAGUUAGUCAAAAAGGUAGCAGAGUCUAAAGAAUAUGAAUGGCAUGACUUUGAUUUAAGUAACUGGUUCAAAAACAACAACAACGAAAAGUACACUCAUUUGCUUUCAGAAAUUGGAGUGCAAGUAAAUGCCAGAGUGCUUAUCAGUUUAAACAAAAGUCAACAUGCAGCCUUAAUGCUUCUUAAGGAAAGUAUUGCCAUCAUAAACAGCUGCAAUAAGCCUCCAAUAAAGUAUUUGCCCUUUAAAGAUGGACUUGAAUUGCUAAAAGUUAUUCAAAAAACACUCAUUUUAAAAUGGGAAGUCUGGAAAUAAAGACUGCAACAAAAGAAAGUAAACAGGCUAGUAAUAAAUUAAAGUCACAAUCAAAUAUUCAUUUCAAUGUUGUAUCAAAAAACAAAUCAGGAGGUACAUGUACACUUUGCUAAGGAAUAAAUCUUAUAACAUUAUCAGGGUGAAUACCAAUAUGCUUAAACUAGAAGAAUACUUGAUGCUUGUCGAAAUUUACCUAUGCAAACUUAUACGUACAGAUUGGCAAAA